GGAUUAGAGUGGCCCCAACAGAGUUAAUCUGAACAACAACACGGCGAGGCUGCUAAUUUAGUGUGCAUGCUCAAGGAUGGCAUCCAGUGCCGACACCCAUGUCAAACAGAGCGUGUUGGUUGUUCUGACAGAAAAGUAGGGAGGAAGAGGGGGCAUCUUUCUAUACCCGGUACACUCCUUCCCCAAAUCCUCCUGUAACCCGUUGCCUCGGGGAAUUAAUUCAUAAAUCUGAAGUGUAUGAUCUAUGACUAGGAUGGGAGCUUUCAUCAUGAGCCGCAUGUGCCAAACAAAACUGAAUUCUAGUGACAUUCUCGGCCUACCUUCAGCGGUUGCAGAAAUCCACGGGAACGAGUUCUUCAUAUUCGAGAGACCGAGGUGGAGGAUCGGGACGCCAUGGCGCCAGAGGAAGCAGUAUCAGAAAAGCAGAACUGAUGACUGGAAUGAAGAGAGGUUUAGGACCAUAGGCCCUGGCUACUUACGUUGUAAACACGAUCAUUUCGGUGUUUUUGGAAGCCUACAUUUCAUCGAUUUGUCGAAUUGGAGAUGGAUGAGGCGCAAAAUCGGCAAACGAGGAACGGAGGGACGUCCAGGAAAAAGGAGGGUUGUGCUGCUGAGAUUUGUCCUCCACUCCACAGGAAACAUGCAGGAGGAAAAUUACCACACUCACCUGGGCAUCACGCCAUCAGUUGAGGAACUGAUGUAUUGA
Messenger RNA from Blastomyces dermatitidis ER-3, 706 nucleotides. RefSeq lists its product as uncharacterized. NCBI's taxonomy places the organism in Eukaryota, Fungi, Ascomycota, Eurotiomycetes, Onygenales, Ajellomycetaceae. The record is from RefSeq and is a predicted model, not a curated record. Bases 245 to 706 code for a protein of 153 amino acids. The transcript is spliced from 3 exons.